This is a messenger RNA of Pipistrellus nathusii (Nathusius's pipistrelle), 939 nucleotides long. The record is from the annotation of a GenBank genome assembly. Lineage: Eukaryota; Metazoa; Chordata; Mammalia; Chiroptera; Vespertilionidae.
AUGUCCAGGAAGAACUACACGGUGGUGACUGAGUUUAUUCUCCUGGGUCUGACAGACAGAGCAGAGCUGCAGCCUGUCCUUUUUGUGGUGUUCCUGGCCAUCUACCUGGUCACGGUGACUGGCAACAUGAGCAUGAUCUUGCUAAUCAGGGCUGACUCAAGACUUCACACUCCAAUGUACUUCUUCCUCAGUCACCUCUCCUUUGUCGACCUCUGCUAUACCACCGAUGUCGCUCCUCAGAUGCUGGUUAAUUUCUUAUCCAAGAGAAAAACCAUUUCCGUCACUGGUUGCUUCGUACAAUUCCACUUCUUCAUUGCUUUGGUGAUCACAGAUUAUUAUAUGCUCACCGUGAUGGCGUAUGACCGCUACAUGGCCAUCUGCAAACCCUUGCUAUAUGGUAGCAGAAUGUCCAGAGGUGUCUGCAUCUCCCUCGUUGUGAUUCCUUACACUUAUGGCUUUGCAAAUGGUCUGGUCCAGACCAUCCUGAUGCUUCGUCUCUCCUUCUGUGGACCCAAUGAAAUCAACCACUUUUACUGUGCUGACCCACCUCUGUUAGUCCUUGCCUGCUCAGAUACUUAUGUCAAAGAAACUGCCAUGUUUGUGGUGGCUGGUGCCAACCUAACCUGCUCUCUCACCAUGAUUUGUAUCUCCUACAUUUUCAUUUUCGCAGCCAUUUUGCGUAUUCGCUCUGCUGAGGGGAGGCACAAAGCCUUCUCUACCUGUGGGUCGCAUCUGACAGCUGUCACUAUCUUUUAUGGGACGCUGUUUUGUAUGUACCUGAGGCCCCCAUCCGAGACAUCUGUAGAGCAGGGGAAAAUUGUAGCUGUGUUUUAUAUCUUUGUCAGUCCUAUGUUAAAUCCUUUGAUCUAUAGUCUGAGGAACAAAGAUGUUAAAAAAGCAAUCAGGAAAGCUAUCCAAAAGAAAUUGUUUGCUAAAUAA